AGACGAAACGGCUCAAAGGCGGGUUUUGGAAUAAUUAGAAUGAAUUAGUGAGCUAUUAGAAUAAUAUAAUUUAAAACUAAUUUCUACAGGCGUUAUACUAUGUUAAUUAAGACUCAAACGGAUUCUAAUUCAAAAAUGAUGUCCGUGUAUAAUUUCAAUCGGAGCGACAGCGAGAUCCUUCAAGAGUUGGUGCGCGUGUUCAGCGCGGGCCGCGGGACCGCCCGCGAGCAGUGGAGUGCGCAGGCCGAGCUUAUAGUGGAACCCAUUGGUUGGGAUGCUUUGUGGAAACUGUCGAAACAGUUUUGCAAGAGGUUUGAGGUCAGAUUCCCAUGCAUAGCAUAUGUGUCAGUGUCAUCCGUGGACUUUGAAGCACUGUCGGCAUCUGUGGAAGUACUUAGUGUGCAGCAUGAAGCUGUGUCACUUCCGGAGACAGUCGAAGAUGUGCCGUUGAUAGAGCUUUGGCCGACCACUCAGCAAAGGGAGCAGUGCAUUAAUGAUGCUACUACAGCAGAAUUUAUUGAUCUGUUAAGAUUCUACUACACCAACAUCUGGAUGCCUUGGGACGACCAAGACGACAAAGUAGUCCUUCCCAACACCAUCGAAGACCGCAUGCAACUGUGGAUGGACCUGCACAACGGCACCAUACCCAACUGUGUUGCUCGCACUAUAACUCUGCUGCGGAGCAGUGCGGUUAAUGCUUAUGAGAAAUUGAAGGAGCUGGACUCGUCUAUUUGUGACGGGGGAUUAACUGAUGAAGAUGAUUCCCUCCUGCCGCCGUCAUACAUUUCCCUGUGUGCCGAGAUGAGCGCCCGGCUGGACGGGCUCAUGUCAAAAUGGACGCUAUAUGAGAACCCACUCAUCCGGGAGCAGUACCUUGCUAAAGCGAGGAGCAAGUGGCAGAAACACAAAGCACAAAAGAAUGUGGUAGCUCUCUGGCAAGGCGGCCCAAUCUCUGAAUUUGAAGAGAUGUCCAAAUUCCUCCGCUCCCGGGUGUCGAAGGAGCAGAACCUCAGCGUGCUGGUGUCUGCGGAGGAAGGCCUGGCUCUGGAACCCGAAGACAUGGUCGUGUGUAGUCCCAACUAUGAGCUGCCUGAGAUGCCGUUGUCACAAAUUUCGCUGUGCAGUUUUAAAGGCGCCACACUCAGAGCGGCAGAGAUGCGUACCUGCCUACUGCAGCUAAGCGAAGACUGCCGCCUGCGAGACUUAACCCUCAACUGCGCGCUCGUCAACACUGUCGUAGUCAUGCGUGCUGGCACGCUGCACAUUGCCAACUGCGCGCUGUCUGACGAUUCAGAUACUUGUCAGAGUGACUUCGCGCAGGGAAUUGUAGCGAUGUCCGGCUCAAAAAUACUCAUCGAGAAGUGUACGUUCGACAACUUCUACUCGGGAAUAGUCGUACAUAAAGGCGCUCAGGUGGAGUUAAGAGGCUGCAGCAUCAGAAAAUGUGGUGUCGGCAUCCAGAUCUACUCCGGGUCGUCGGUGCUGCUCAACGACACCAGCAUCUCUGGAUGCUCAGAGCACAGUGUGCGCUGUGAAUUAGACAAAACAGCUGCCAAGGAUCUUAGCAGUAUUAAAGAGCUCGAAAUAAUGCCGAACUGCAGGAUUGGUUCCGGCGACAUCAAGAAGGAAGUUCUCAUCGUUUCACAAGAUGGCAACUUAUUAUAAACCUUAUGGAGUGCAUAUAGGGUGUAUUUUCCACCUUUUGCUCGGCCACGGAACGCGCGCUCCAAGCGUCACGCUCUGAGGGGCUACCGCGAAAAACGAAAUUCGGAAUUUGCGGGGAUCUUUCUCUUUUACUCCAAUUGAGAUUGAGAUAUUUAUUGAUAACAUAAAUAAUUUUACACGUCACAAAGCUAUAUACAUUACAUAAUUAUCAAUUUAUCACUAGAUUAAAUGAAGGCGUAAUUAGAGUAACAGAGAAAGAUGCCCGCAAUUUUGCGAAACUUCCAUUUUCGCGGUAAUAGCCCUGAGCAUGUCUUUCAUUGGCCUUGGAUUACCCAUUGAUAUAUGUAAUAACUAUUUUUGGUAUAGUAGUGUAGUAAAAAAGGUAGUGGACCCCGCAGUAAUUCCUCAGCCAGAAAAAACUUUACAGUAUGAUAAAGUAUCAAUAAAUAAAAAGUAUUGUAUAAAUUUCCAAAGAAUAAUAAUAAUAGAAUUAAAGUAAAUACCUAAAGUCUUAAAUCGUUAAUAUCUUUUUACGGAAAAAUGCUCCGUUCAAACUUUCUUCACCAGACAUAUUCAUGUAACGUAUUGCAACAAUAUAUAAAAUAUCAAAAAAAUAUCCCAGCAGAAAUACCAGUAUUAAUAAAAUAAAAAUUUUUGGCGUGUCUUGGACCGGAAAAUUGCUCAGUCUAAUUUUUUCACUGGAAUGCCAUUUUAUUGCCGUUUUAUACCUACAAAAUGAAAAUCUAAAAAAUUUCCACUCAGUUUUUAAUAGUUCUAUAAUACAUACAUUUCGAUACGCUUUUUUUUGGAUUUUUUUACCCACUGCGCCAAAUUAUAUUCUAAGAUCAUAUAAGAAGAAAAAAUGACAGAGCAAUUUUCCGAUGAAAAUGAGCGUCAAAAAAAGGAAGUAUCAUAUAAAAAUAUUCUCAUGUUUGUCAAAACUUUUAGAUUUUUUUCUAGUAUCACAUACUGAUACAAAUAACUUAUUUUGUAAAAUAAUUUUGGACUGAGGAAUUACUCGGUUCAAUAUAUAAUCAGAUUUGUGUUUUUACCUAACUUAGGAGUGUUUUUUUUUUGGAUAUUUAUAUGUUAGUCUCGGCUCAUACUAUACAAUAACCAAGCUAAAUUUCAUCGACUGAGAAAUUAAUGCAUGGGUCUCCAUACAACAACUUGCUUCAUUCACUACACUAAUAGGAUCCACCCCGUCAUAGCCAAAAUCGCGAAAAAAAAGUUUGCCGAAAAAAAUUAAAUUUAUUAGGCAUGCUGUAUGAACUUGAACAUGUUUUUCACUUUACCUAACGGUUGAAAACAUCUUGUAUUGUAGUUAUAUGUACAAGUAUACGGUAUUUGUAUUUUUUUAGUUAAAAGAUACCACUUUAUUAAUUGUCAAUAAGGACGAUUUCUGAUUGUUUCGGUCAGUAGUGCCUUAUUGCCAAUAGAGCCAACAGACUAUGUACCCUUUUUCUUAAAACUACAUAAUUGAUGGCAGCAUGUUUUUACACCACUAUGUGGGUUUUGUUUUAAUUAAUUCUAAAUGAACUUAAAAUUACGGUUAGCCCUCAUACCCCGAAUUAAUAAUAAGCCCGUGCGAAUGAUCGCACGAGCGCUUUUUCAACGCGAGUUAAAAAAGUGCUUGAAUCCGUCCACACGCUAAAUGCGAUUUAACGACCAACGCUUAAAGUCGAAAAUCCAACAACGCUUGAUAAAAAGCGCCACCGCCAUCGUGUGAACAAAUACACAUGUUUCCAUUUGUGUAAUUCAAACGCGAGUUGAAAAAGCGCUCAUGAGAAUGAGGGCUUAGGGCUAAACUUCACAAUGAUAGUGAUAGCAUAGACAUGGCAUAGACAAAUACAUAUAAUGUUUUAUUGGCUACGUAGAGAAAUUUAAAACUAGGGACCAAGCUAAAUGUUAAAAUUGCUUUAACAAACUUUGCAAUAUUUUUUUAUGUUACUUGUGUUUAGUUAAUAAAACUUUUACGACGAUAACUCUUACACGUAGCCAAUAACUGAAUAAAUAUGUCUUCCUUUUAUAGAAUGUGUUUUUUUUUCUUCAUGGUAUGCCCUCCUAACCGUAACAGGGUGGAUUUCAGCACAAAAAAUUUCACCAUACAAAAAAUUAAUUUUUUAAAAUGUUUAAUUUAACACGAUUCUAGCUGGGUAAAGUAAUGGGGGGCUGUAUAUUGAGGAUAUGUAUGGUAUUUAUACAAUCAUUUGUGGCUUAUAUUUGAAGUUAUCGCUUUCGGAAAAUAAAAACGCAAGAUGGUGAUGACAACCAUGGUAUGGUAAUGACCUAAUGACUCUUUUA
Messenger RNA from Cydia splendana, 3969 nucleotides. RefSeq names its product protein nessun dorma (gene nesd). Lineage: Eukaryota; Metazoa; Arthropoda; Insecta; Lepidoptera; Tortricidae. The record is from RefSeq and is a predicted model, not a curated record. Bases 100 to 1665 code for a protein of 521 amino acids. The transcript has 10 exons. Gene Ontology annotation, biological process: male meiosis cytokinesis; spermatogenesis.